CUUUCCAAGGUUACCUCCUCCACUCACUUUGCCACAGACCUCCCAUUUCCAACCCCCACUAACUCCCACUGCCCAAGCCCCAUCCCAUUCGCCGCUUUCCUCUACCAACUGCAUUGCUUUAUCCGUUUCGUGUGUGAAGCCCAGCCCCGGUCCAACUGCGAGGACAUGAUUGGCUACCCGGGAGAUCCCAGAGGGCGCGGACGCUCUCCAGCUCUCCACCCAGGCUUAGAGCGGAGCCGGCGGCGAGCGCAGGGACACGGGCCGCGGUUCCUCCUCCCUCCCGGAGCCCCGAUGGUGAAAGCAGCCGGCAGGAAAAGCCCGAGCCGAGCAAUCCAGGGGAAGCACGGAGAGACGGUUCCAGCUGCAGCCUGGGCGAGCUCCCCUGAGGGACUGGUGCUGAACGGACAGCUCCAAGUGACUGAAGCUCAGGUUUGUUCAGCGCUGAUCGGAUCUAGAGAGAGAGAGAGAGAGAGGGGGCGGCCUGUCAAGCGUCCAGUCGGGAUUUGGGGUCUUUCACCUGUGGCCAUGGACAGUGGGAGGUUGGAAGGAUUCAGCAAGCUGUGCUUGCUCCUUGUGUCGAGCCUGACCUGGCGCCCGAGCUUGUCCCAGAGCGUCUCUCCAGCGCCGAAGCAACACACCAAUGAUAAUAUCACCAUCUUCACCCGAAUCUUGGAUGGUCUGCUGGACGGGUACGAUAACAGACUGCGGCCAGGACUAGGAGAAAGGAUCACGGAGGUUAAAACGGAUAUCUACGUUACGAGUUUUGGCCCAGUCUCAGACACUGAAAUGGAGUAUACGAUAGACGUAUUCUUCCGCCAAAGCUGGAAGGAUGAGCGCCUGAAGUUUAAGGGACCGAUGCAGCUGCUGUCUCUCAAUAACAUGCUAGCCAGUAAGAUCUGGACGCCAGACACCUUCUUUCACAAUGGCAAGAAAUCCGUAGCUCACAACAUGACCACCCCUAACAAGUUACUCCGGCUGGUGGAGGAUGGUACUUUGCUCUAUACCAUGAGGUUAACCAUUUCUGCCGAGUGUCCUAUGCAACUUGAAGAUUUUCCAAUGGAUGUUCAUGCCUGCCCCCUUAAAUUUGGAAGCUAUGCUUAUCCGACCUCAGAAGUUAUUUACACAUGGACGAACGAAACUCACAAAUCGGUGGUCGUGGCAGAAGAUGGAUCGCGUCUAAAUCAGUACGAUUUAUUAGGUCAAACUGUGGGUAGUGAACUUAUCCCUUCAAACACAGGUGAAUAUGUAAUAAUGACAGCACAUUUCCAUUUGAAGAGAAAAAUCGGUUAUUUUGUCAUUCAAACCUAUCUCCCCUGCAUUAUGACUGUUAUCUUAUCCCAGAUGUCAUUUUGGUUGAACAGAGAAUCUGUUCCAGCCAGAACAGUGUUUGGUGUAACCACAGUGCUGACAAUGACAACAUUGAGCAUUAGUGCACGGAAUUCUCUGCCAAAAGUAGCUUACGCCACUGCGAUGGACUGGUUCAUCGCUGUGUGUUACGCAUUUGUCUUUUCUGCUCUGAUUGAAUUUGCAACAGUAAAUUACUUCACCAAACGAAGCUGGGCAUGGGAUGGGAAAAAAGCAUAUGAAGCUUUUCAAUCUAAGAAAAAAGAAGCCUUGGUAAAGAAUAUGAACAAUGCUUAUGCAAUUGGAGGAAUGACCUACACCCCCAACAUUACAAAGGACCCUGUCAUCCCAAGUAUUUCAAAGAGUACAGCUGUGCAAAUGAGGGCUGAGGAAAGGGCAAUUGAAAGUAAGAAGUCUUACAACAGCGUCAGUAAGAUUGACAAAAUGGCCCGGGUUGUGUUUCCUGUUCUUUUUGGAAUAUUUAAUUUAGUUUACUGGGCAACAUAUUUGAACAGAGAUCCGGUUAUAAAAGUAGACACUGUUCCAAAUUAAACAUUCAGGAGAUUAACUGUACAGUACACUGUACUUUCACCAUAUUCAUAGGCAUCAAAGUUAACAGAGAAGAUUUUAAGAUUUUAAGACUUUUUUCAUAUUCUUUGCAUGUCAUAAACAGAUUAUGUCAGAUUUGCUUUGACAAUUUCUAUAUUUAAAUGCGAACAAAGGGCACAACAAUUUAAGAAUGCUGCAAUUAAAGAACAAUAUUGAAGUCAAUUUCUUCUGUAUGCAGGUUGAAAAUAAA
Stegostoma tigrinum is the source of this 2143-nucleotide messenger RNA. RefSeq names its product gamma-aminobutyric acid type A receptor subunit alpha5 (gene gabra5). Lineage: Eukaryota; Metazoa; Chordata; Chondrichthyes; Orectolobiformes; Stegostomatidae. Gene Ontology annotation, molecular function: transmitter-gated monoatomic ion channel activity involved in regulation of postsynaptic membrane potential; GABA-A receptor activity; inhibitory extracellular ligand-gated monoatomic ion channel activity. Gene Ontology annotation, cellular component: dendrite membrane; GABA-A receptor complex; postsynapse. The record is from RefSeq and is a predicted model, not a curated record. The transcript has 10 exons. Gene Ontology annotation, biological process: gamma-aminobutyric acid signaling pathway; regulation of postsynaptic membrane potential; nervous system process. Bases 166 to 1896 code for a protein of 576 amino acids.